Messenger RNA from Guyanagaster necrorhizus, 2650 nucleotides. RefSeq lists its product as uncharacterized. The transcript has 3 exons. Lineage: Eukaryota; Fungi; Basidiomycota; Agaricomycetes; Agaricales; Physalacriaceae. The coding region runs from base 73 to 2496 and encodes 807 amino acids. The record is from RefSeq and is a predicted model, not a curated record.
UUACCACCAUCGUCGAACUCGUAUCCUUUGCAAUUCUCAACCAGAAAUCGGCUCUACAAGACUUUUGCUGUUAUGGAUGAAAUAUACUCUCUGGGUGACACCUUGGACUCGCCGGAUGUCGAUUAUUCGAGCCUGUUGACCCCAACUUCGAUUAUGUCCGGGUCGCGUUCUGCUACCCUUGACGGCGUAGAUGAAGCACCGGAUGUUCCAGCGUCAACGCAGAAGAAGAAGAAGAAAAAGAAGUCAAAGAAAUCAACCAAAGCGAAGUCAGAGGCACCGAAAUUGGUAGACGAAGACCGUCCUCCCGUUCUCUGUAUUAGCAGGAACAAGCAUUGGAGAUACAUUAGCUCCUACCAUGGACCAUGGCUUCAAUUGCCUAUUGAACUGCUCGAAUCUUUAUUGGUGCUCAAUCUCGACCCUGCAACGCUGUCGGCUACAGAGCCACGGAUACCCUCAAUACCUCCGACCCCAAAUUCCAACACAAACCGUAUUCGAGACCGUAGCUUCCGCGACUUGAACGAUUUCUCGCCUCCCGACUCUCCACGAGCAUCACUCGCCAGCCUUCCCUUGCCUCCUCCAAUCCCUCCACCACAACCUGGCAAAGCAACCCCACCGCCUAUCGAUCCGGGAGUGUUCCGUAACGUUACUUCGAUACGUCGACUUAUCGACGAGGCAGCCGAAUUGUCGGUUAGGGCAUCCUCCGGACUUUCUGCAGCCGAAUUGGGUUCCAUGCGAGGGGGUUCUGUGGGACUGGGGGGAAGCCCGUGGGCAGCGGCUCAGACACUAGGAAUUAACCCUCUAGGUAAUGUUGGUGGUACUGGGAGGAACGUCGCAAUGUCUGCGAUGCGUAUCCAUAGAUUGAGAGCGCUGGCUGUGCAGAAGCUCGCCCAGGCGUACAAAGCCGACGAGAUCGCGUCGAGCGUCAUGGUUAUGCAGGGCGGUAGCGUGUUUGACGAUGUAGCUGAACGAGUGCUCAAAGUCGAUCCCAACGACGCGGACGCGAAAUACGUCCAUUUCUUUCACGAGAAGAUCCCUUCUCGUCAACUAGCAGAGUCUACGACUACCGAAGUCCUCGACGAGCUUAUCCGAGCUCAGCCUCAACGACUGGAAUUUUACCGUACGCGUGGAAUCGUUCGCUGCUUCCGCGAUGAAUACCCCGAGGCCACCAGAGAUUUCACCUAUGCUCUCAAAGAGUCCCGAGCCGCGUGGAAGGCCAAGGUAGGUCAUACCGACCGAGGCGGACCAUCAGAGUCGCGAACCAAGAGCAGUAAGAAGAGGAAAAGCGGAAGCGGCAAGACCAACGGGCAAGCUCCACCCAGUGGCACCAGUACGAUAGACUCGGCCGUCGAAGGACCAGAUGGGGAGCCACUCCUGAUCCACCCAUCUGUUCUCCCUGACGCCCCGGAUCCGAUCGAGCCGCAGUUACUGUUCCUGCGCGGGGCGGCAUAUCUGCAACACGCCAUCUACCUCAUUGAGGGCGCCGUCCUGCAGCUCGAAGGGAUACGCAAAGCUCCGUCGAUUGAUGGUGCCGAGCUGAGGCUGUGUUAUCUGGAGAAUGGAAAGUACGGUGGCGUUGAGAUUGGGCAUCCUGAUGGGCCACUUGGGAAGAUGGGCGGCGCGAAGGUGAGGGCGUACAGGGAUGCUCUUGGUGAGGGUAGGUUCAAGGACCAAGUGACUGCCUUGCUGAAGAAGAGUAUCCGCGACCACGACAAGUUCCUCGCCCACUUUGACACGCUCGAGUCGUCUAACUCGGUUUUCGACAGUGGUGAGGACGUGGCGAAGCAGGUCGAGUACGCGUUCUUGCUUUCAGAGUCUAUCCGGCCCGGAAACCACUCGAACGGAUCCGCACCGGCUUUUCCGUUAUCUGACGCGCCGGCGAUGUUCACGACGUACCACCCUUUGCUCGUGGAGAGCCAUUUCAGCGUGCUCAUCUGCCAGUUGAUGCUUGCCGACUUUUCUGGGCUCUUAAAGAGGUUCAUUCACACCGCGGCACUCGUAGAUGGGCUGGAAGGGUACCCUGUUUUCCUCCCUCCUCGGUCUAUGGCCCAAGCAGAGUUCAUCGAGGUCCUGGAACGGCUUGCUGGAGGAUGGAAGAACGGUAUUCAGCUCCACUCGCUGUGCAAGGGCCGGGCGAAGGGAAGACUGGCUAUCGAAGCUCGACCGGUCACCCCUCCACCUGCUCCCAUCCCGCUGAAAGGAGGGUCUUCCUCCACCGCUGGUGCUGGGAGCUCUCGUGAUGACAGCUCGUCGUCCGGUACGGGGUCUCCGCCACCGUCUCUCCCUGGCCGUCAGGACGCAGACGAGGCGCUGGACUGUGCGAGGAUCCUAUUGGCGCCUGUGGUUCACCGCCAACGAGAACGAGCGGAGAAGGCGGCUGCGGAGAAGGCGGCAGGCCCGAAGAAGAAGCCGUUGCAGAUUAACAUACCCCUUCAUGGGCCGAGGGUGGAAGUUAUUUUGGCGUGGCUGGGGGCGGUGCAUUUACCCGAGUUGGAUUGAGUAGAUUGCUUAAUUUUCUAUCGAUAUGUAUUGAUCUUAGUAUAAUGAUUUCAUGGUUUGAGUAUUCGCGAAUUUGGCAUAUCAUAAGCACAUGUAAUUCAUAGAAAUCAUGAUAUUGACUAUAGUAAACUACAUAUAAUCCUACAUACAACGC